Penicillium verrucosum is the source of this 528-nucleotide messenger RNA. Its product is annotated as SRPBCC family protein. Lineage: Eukaryota; Fungi; Ascomycota; Eurotiomycetes; Eurotiales; Aspergillaceae. Bases 1 to 528 code for a protein of 175 amino acids. The transcript is spliced from 2 exons. The record is from RefSeq and is a predicted model, not a curated record.
AUGGCUGAAUCAACAUUUGCUUUCAAUGUGGCCUACACAGUUCCCGUGAAUGGCGAGGGGAUGACUCCAACUCUUACUUAUGGGGAAUUCUGGAAGGGGUUACGUCGCGGCGGCCGCAAUCCGCACGAUUUCGCCGACUAUGUCGCUAGCACUGAAGUACACGCGGACCAAACGGCCACCGAGUUCAAACGGAGUUUAACGCUGGCCGAUGGAGCUGUGCACAGUACGCGGGGGACAGUUCUGCACCAGGAUGUUCGUAUUGCAGAGGGACUCCAUGUUGAGGCAACAACCACGGAUACCGGUGCUAAGAGCACGAUGUUGUUGUCUUACGGUGGGGCCCCUGGGGAAGGGGAGUUGACAUUGUUCCUGACAGCUAUGUACGAGCUACGAGUGGAGGGAGUGAUCCCAGGCAGUCCCGAGGCAAAUGCCAUCGAAACCAACUAUGCACAGUUGGCUAAGGGUGCGGCAAUUACAGCGGUGGAGAAGAUUCGCUUGUGGAAGGUGGAAGAUCGUCUGGAUGCUCCGUAG